Molecule: messenger RNA, 6006 nt
Organism: Caenorhabditis angaria
Lineage: Eukaryota; Metazoa; Nematoda; Chromadorea; Rhabditida; Rhabditidae
Source: the annotation of a GenBank genome assembly
AUGGAGGCGGCCUCAUGGGCUCGUAGUCUCGAUUCUGUUCUGUCGGAUCGAUUUAUUUUGGAUGCUUUUAAAGAAUGGCUCGAGGAAUAUUCGUCACCGCAAUAUCUUGAUUUGCAUUUUGCGAUUCUAGCGUAUGAAAGAAUGGUUUUGGAACGAAAUCCCAAGGUAAAUAUUUUUGACGUGUUUUAAAACGUGAACUUUGAUUUUUCACGUCACACUGUUCCAAUUUCAGUUUUGAAUUUUUGAUUACAGAAAAAUGAGCUUGCAAAGGAAAUUUAUUCAACAUUUAUCUCAUCAAGAACUGGAAGUUGUGAAGCGAUUCCGGCAAAAAUUAGACUAUCUGUAAGUUUUUCUCUAUUUCAAAGAAUAUUUUGAAAAUUAAUUGAAAUUCCCAGAUUGGCGAAAAGAUUCGAGCAAUGAAUUCAACCGAUCUCGAUCCUCGAAUAUUCUCGCAUUGCUCUGUUUUUGUCGAUGAUUUCCUCCGUCGUCAACAUCAAGAAUUUGUGAGUUCGGAUGAAUUCAUCGAGGCUUUCAAUAAAUUUCAAAUCAACGAGCAAAAUGCGAAUACAAUUGAGAGGAAAAAGAGGAAUGAUUGGAGAAAAACAACGAAAACAACACAACAAUUGACGGCAGAAGCAUUGUUGAAAUCGAGAAAAGUUCGACAGACUGAAAUGUUCGUUUUUUUUUGAAUUUAUAUUUUUCGAAAUUCAAAUAUUUGCUAUAAAAUAGAAACGAUUCUCGUAUCUCUUUCUAACCUGUUGAGUAUUCUCUACAAAAAUUGUUAGGCCACGCCCACUAUCCUAUUAGGUUAAUCAUUAUGUUAUGUCAUUUUUUUUGCAGAAAACUUGAGAAAAUGUAUCCUCCACCAACUCGUCAACCUUAUGUCUGUAAUGCUACAACAAGUCACAAUGAUUCUGCAGUGUCUUCAUCAUUUUCAAAUGACACGCCAUCUUCAACGCAUCGCGGAACGAAAAUGAGACAAGCUAGGGAUAAUCCAGUCACUUUUACCAUACCGGUGGGUUUUUUUUUUGGAGAAAAAUAUGUAAAAUUCUGAAAAUUGCUCUGCUUCAUCGUUCAAUUUCUCAAAAUUAAUUUUGAGGGGAAAAAAUGGAAAAUUUUUAUUUUUCACUGAAUUCAAGCCUGAAAACAGAAAAGGCCGAAGUUUCAGAUUUCCUAAAUCUCCUAAACCAUUUUUUUCUCAGCGAGUUGAAAAAUCGAAUCAAAUCGAUGGCCAACAAUUCGAUCAUUCAUCCGAAUUCGGAAGAAAACAAUUUGUCCAGGCAGUCACCAAUAAAAUGAUGCGAAUAUUGGAUAAAAUUAAAUUGAAUGAUGAAACUGAGCAAAGGAUAAAUGAUAUUGAACAAUGCAAAUAUACGGUUGGUGAAAUUUAUUCAGAAAUGUGGAAAAAGCGUUUCAUUUCUUAAAUUAAAAAAAAUCAAUUUUUCUACAGACUUUGGAUAUGGUUUAUGGUACAAAUGCGGAUGAAGAUAUGGGAAAAAUAGACGAAGAAGAGGAUAUUGAUGUUUAUAUCAAACAGAGGAUGAAAGAUGAAUCACAAAGAGCAUCUGCGAAUCGAUCACCUCAAAUUAAUGGUAUUCUUUUUAUCGAUUGGUUUCACGGAAUACUUAAUUAUUUCAUUUUCAGAUACAUUCUCGCCAUCUCGAGAAGUUCAAUCAACAUCAAAUCAUCCACGUGUAAUCCAACAUCAUCCGAUCGAUCGAAUGACACAAUCAAUGAUAUCUUAUCCAUAUCGAGGAGGAACAAUAUCUCAUAAUCAUCACGAUAUUUCAAUGUUUCAUAAUGUGAAUAAGAUUUCGUUGGACACAUUUGCACCGCCGCCACAAAAUAUGUUCAAUCAACAUUUUACGACGAUGUCUAGGAGUAGUCGGUGAGAGAUUUUGAAGAGAGAAGUAGAGUUAGGGGAAACUUUGAAUUGUAGAUGACUUAAUAUAAUUUUUAAAAAUUGAUUCGGCUACGGUCCAAAAAUCUCGGAUUUUCACUGAAUUUCGACCAAAAAUCAUUCCAAAAUCUUUAAAAUUAGAUAAUUUUCAUUGAAAAAUCACAAACUUACCAAAUUUUUAUUUUAAAAAUUCGUUUAAUUUUCCUCAUUUUUUCGCUGUUUCAAAAUUUAUAUAACUCGAUUUUGGGAUUUUUUUUCAUCAAAUUGGAAACUUACGAAUUUUCAGUUAGUCUCAUUUUUUGAACAAAUUCGGAUUUUUCUGAAAGUUUUUGAUACGUGGAUUUCUGGCGCAAAACACUAGACAUAUCUAGAUCGGUAAUGAAGCGAUCCACGUGGCAAUAUUUUUGAAAUUUGGAAAAAUGCAUUGCUGCUAAAUUUAAUGUUUAAUUAGAAACUGUAAUCCGAGCUUGAAAAUUAUAAAAAUCUCAAUUUUUCAGAGACAAUGGUAGUCAAAUGUAUGAUUCAUCUGGAAUUGGUUCGAUGGCACCAUCUGCAUUUUCAGCAUCUUCAGAUUCUUCAAGAGAUCGACGAUCGCGAAAUCAUCGAUUACCUCCACAUUUCUCUUCUUCACAUCAUAGCAGUAAUUAUGGAACAACUCCGAGAAAACACAAAACAAAACAACAACAAAAUAUGUCGAAUUUGAUCACUAUUUCUUAUGUUGGUGAGUUGGGUGGGAAAAUUUGAUUUUGUUUCCGAAAAAAACCGAAAAUUCCAGUGGAUUCACGAAGAAAUUAAUUUAGAAUACAUAAUUUUCAAACGAGAAAAUAUAACAUCUGACAUUUCAGGGAUACAAUUUUAAAAAAAUCCCAAACCUGUUAAUCCCAACCGAUCCCUAAAGUUUUAUUUUUUAAUUCGACAAUCUGAAGUUUCACUGGAGUUGUGAUGAAAUUUCUGGACUCAUCCCCUAAAAGCUCAUUUUUUCUUCCAAAAAUCGCUUAUUUUCAGGAUUCGAUGGUGUUCCAGUUGUUGCUCAUGUUCCCAAUAAUGGUCCAAUGACACUUUGCGAAUUUCGUCAAUAUUUUUUGCUCAAUCACUCUCAAUUAUUUUUCAAAACCGAAUGCGAGGACGGAACAGCGCCAUAUCAAUUAGAAUUAAUCAACGAUGAUAAUCAGAUUCUGCCAAUUUUUGAGGUUUGUUUUUGGCGGGUUUUGGAAUUGGGGGAAAAUUAUAAAAAAUUCCCAAUAGGACAAUUUUAUGAAAAAAUUAAUUUACUGUUUCGAAGAAUUAUUUAACUUUAGAAAAUGUUUGAAUAUCUAGCUAAUGAAAAAAAUGCAAUUUUUUGAAUCUUCAUAAUGUUCCCCUCAAAAGCUUUCCUUUUCUAUUUUCCUCCCCAACAAUUCCAUUUUUCCAGGGUCGAAUCACUGCUCAAGUGAGGUAAUACAACAUUUUACGAGUUUCUAUUGUUUUUUUUUGCGAAUUUUCACACACUUUUACAAAAUGUAAAUAAAUCUUUGUUAUUAAUUUGUAACUGGAAAGCUGAAGAAAAUUGGGAUUUUUUAAUUCUGUUCGUAUUUAUUUUCGAAAAAAUGAAUUUGUUUUGAGAAAAAUUACAGGAAAUCAGAAUGAAAAUGUUGCGAACAUUUAUCAGAUUUUCUUCAAAUUCCAAUAAAUCGAUGAUAUUUCCAAGUAAACAAUUUAUGCAUCGAAAUGUUCGAAGACCUUCGCAAAAAGAGCGAUUUGUUCAGAUUUGUUCGGAAAUUGAAAUUUAUCAGGAUAUUUUUUCCAAAAAUCAGAAUGUUCUGAAAUUUGAUGAUAAAAUGUGGAUGAUUUUGAUGAAUAUGUUGAAUUGGGAAGAAAGAUAUAAAUAUUUGUUGGAAUUGGUCAAAAAUGAGAAUCGAGGUAGAAAAGAAGGAGAAGAAAAUGAGGAUAUUGACAGUAUUCCGGUAGGGAUUUUUUGAAGCCCAAAAAAAUUAUUUUGAUAAUGAAAAAAUACAAAAUUUCAAGUAACUUGUGGAAAUUUUUUGCAUUUUUCAAAUUUCCUAAUGAAACAGCUAAAAUUUUUUCAUGAGAAAAUAAUAGUGGAUUUUGAUUUACCCAAAAUUCAUUCAGCCGAAAAAUAAAGUUUUCACAGAUUUCAUCUCAAAAUCAACAACGACUUGAGAAUGGUGAAAUGGUGUAUGCUCGAAAUUUCCAUUCACUUUUGGAUAUUUAUGGAGCCGAUUUUCGAAGUCAGAUUCUAGAUACACAUUUUUCUUUUUUAACUCAAUUUUUCGUUCAGAAAAAAUCGAUGACUCAUAUGGUUCGAAUAUUCUUCGACAAAAUGACGAAAUUCCCGAAUUCAUAGUCGAUUGUCGAUUUUUGCGUGAAUAUUCGGUUUCGACGCAAGCCAAAUAUAUUCGACAAAUGCAAACGGUUCAUGAGGUGAAUUGGUUUUCGAAUCGACCAAUCAGAAUUCAUUUUGCAAAUUAUAAACCUGAUCAGCAGAUGGCGGAAAUUGCGAAAAAGUUGGUUUUUUAGGGGGCUGAAGGGGUUGAAAAAAUAAAAUUGAAACUUUCUAAUAAAAAACUGAUAAGCCUGAAACUUUCAGAAGUAAAGAUUGUUAAAAACUAGGUAGUCAAAAAAUCCAAUUAAUGAUCAAGCCGAAUUCUGAUCUAUCAAAAACAAAAAUGGGUCCUAAAAGUUAUCUCUUUUUCGGAAUAAUCACCGUAUUUUCUUCAAAGUUUUGAUUAAUUAUUGAAAGUUUUUUUUUAAGUUAGAAUUUAAAAAUUUCAAAGAAAACAAUUUUUUGAAAAUUCGGACGUUUAAUCUAUUUUCAAUCAAGCCGAUUCCAAAAAUCUUCAAAAAUAUUUCUAUUCCCUAAUCAUUCCCACAAUUUUUUUUAGAAUUCUACUCUUCCGAUAUGGUCCCCCAAAAAAUGCUUCUUCUUCUUCUUCUUCUUCAAAUUUCCAACCUCAUCCAUUUGCCCCAAAUCUAACGUCUCGCCGAAUUUCUCAAAUCCUCCAAAAAGAUCAAUUGAUCUAUAUAACACCGCGUGCAACUCGAUUUCUUCCCGAUAUUCUGCCGAAAAAUAUCAAAGGUUUUGCAUAUUGUCUUUCAAAUGAAUCGACGCCUUUUACAAGUGGACAAACUGCUGCGAUUUCGGAGAAGAUUGAACCAUAUCGGAUACCUUUUAAGAAAUAUAUCAGGUAUGGACAAAAAAAUGAGUUAGGAAAACUAGAGACGCAGAGGACCUAGAUAUAUAGAGCGUAGGAUUCUGCGUCUCUAGUUUCCUAUAACUGUCUAGUUAUUGUUGGGUCAUGAGUCUAACUCAUUUACCUCUGCGUUUUCUGUGUUCUCUAGAUGCCUAGCUUCUCUGCGUCUCUAGGUUUUCUAUACUCUCUAGAUUUUUUUUUACCAUGAAAAAAUCUUCUGUGUUUUUCAGUUCUGAUCUUCGGCCAACUUCACUGCAACUUUAUCAAAUUGCAAAUGUUAUGCGCGAUUAUUUUGGAGGUGAACAUAUCAAAAAUUGUAUUCAAAAUACUGUAAGUUCCAUUUUUCUCGAUUAUCAAAAACAAAAGAGAAUUAGAAAAAUUUUCAGAUAAAACCACGAGUUUAUACGAGGCGAGUAAUGAGUGAGGAGGAUUUGAAGAUUGAGGUGAUUUUUUUUUUGAAAAUUUGAAUUGAAAAUUAGAGAAAAAUUUUCUGGAGAAAUGGUUGAUUGAAUAGAGAAAAUAUAAAAUUGAGAGUCUCGAAAUCGUCAAAAUUGACGUGGAAAUUUGAAAAUUCAAAGAUUUUGGUGCCAAAAAGCCACGUGGAAAUUUUGAACAGUAAAAAUUGAAUAAUUUAUUGCGUAUUUUUUUGAGAUUUCUGGAUUUCCCCGAAAUUCUUCAGUUUCUUCCACCCUCACAAAAAAUUCAUCAAAAGAAAUCACAACAACCAAUUUUUCUCCCGGAACAUUUUUCUUUCAUUUUUUUGUUCCAUAGAAAUGAUUCAAAAGAAUGUUUUUGUGUAAAUCCAUUAAUCAGUUCAAAAAGUGAAGUGAGAAAGAAAGAUUACAUUUUUUUAUAUAGGAAUUUCGAUCAGCAAUGCAUCACAUCAACAACUGUUCCGCCACACAAUCAAACUAG